CCUUGCAGUGGCGGCGCGAGAGUAGAGUCCGGGCAGCGGCGGCCAGAGUCAUGGCUGGACAAGCAUUUAGAAAGUUUAUUCCGCUGUUUGACAGAGUAUUGGUUGAAAGGAGUGCAGCUGAAACUGUCACCAAAGGUGGCAUUAUGCUUCCAGAAAAAUCUCAAGGAAAAGUACUGCAAGCAACAGUAGUAUCUGUGGGAUCAGGCUCUAAAGGAAAGGGUGGAGAGAUUCAACCAGUUAGUGUGAAAGUUGGAGACAAAGUUCUUCUCCCAGAGUACGGGGGCACCAAAGUAGUUAUAAAUGACAAGGAUUAUUUCUUAUUUAGAGACGGUGACAUUCUUGGGAAGUAUGUAGACUGAAAGCACUGUUGAAAUGGCAUCACACAAAGCUGUCCAUUCCACUGAAGCGCUGAAAUAUUUCAUCAUGUAAAUAAUUUCCGUGUCUCCCUUUUAUAAUAAACUGAUAUCCAAACUGAUGACAUCUGUUAUCUGUGAAGUCUAGUUUCCCUGUACUGGUAUGAACAUUUCCAAAUAAAAUAAUGUAAAUGAAAAAAAAAAAA
Molecule: messenger RNA, 559 nt
Organism: Nannospalax galili (Upper Galilee mountains blind mole rat)
Lineage: Eukaryota; Metazoa; Chordata; Mammalia; Rodentia; Spalacidae
Product: 10 kDa heat shock protein, mitochondrial
Exons: 1
Coding region: 51-359 (102 amino acids)
Cellular component (GO): mitochondrial matrix
Molecular function (GO): protein folding chaperone; protein-folding chaperone binding; ATP binding
Source: RefSeq, a predicted model, not a curated record